CCGUCCUGCCGGAGAAAAUUGCAUAAAGGUUUUAAAAGAUAUUUCUCAAUUGCAAAUCAUCAUCAGCUCGAGAGAUUUCUUCACUUUCAGAUUUUAAUUUCGCGAAAUUCUUUGAUUUUCUUGUGCCAAUCGUUGUUCAAGUAACCAGAGAAGAUGCAAGGAGGUGGUAGAGAUCCUUUCAACUUUGGUGGCCCUUUUGGAGGCUCUUUUCGUGGUGGUUUUGGUGGUUCUUUUGGUGGCCCUUUAGGUGGCCCUAGUAAUGGUCCUCAGAAUCUGAUGGCCAAUUUUUUCGGAGGAAGAGAUCCGUUCGAUGACCCUUUUUUCACGCAGCCUUUUGGUGGUGGAAUGUUUCAGUCUAGCUUAUUCGGUCCCAACAUGGAUCCUUUUGCAGGAAUGCGUCCUCCAUCGGGUUUUAUCGAGAAUCAUCAGCCACCACAACCGAGAAUAUCACGUGGACCUAUCAUUGAAGAGAUUGAUUCAGAUGAUGAGAAAGAAGGAGAUGGUGAUAAAGAGAAGAAAGGAAGUCUAGGGAAACAUGGCAGGUCAAGCAGUGAGGCGGAAGCUGAAGAUGCUAGAGAAGAAGAGAGAAGGAACAGACAAAUGCAAAACAUGAAUGUGAAUGCUAUGGUAAACAAUGGACAAUGGCAACCACAAACUCGUAGUUUUAGUUUCCAGAGCUCGAGUGUUACAUACGGUGGUCAUAACGGAAACUACUAUACUUCAUCGAAGACAAGAAGGACAGGAAGUGAUGGGGUAACUCUUGAAGAAAGCAAAGAAGCCAAUACUGCAACACGAGAAGCAGCGCACAGGAUUUCAAGAGGCCUUCGUAACAAGGGCCACACGGUUGCACGUAAACUUAACUCAGAUGGUCGGGUUGACACAACGCAGACCUUGCACAAUUUAAACGAAAAUGAUUUGGCUGAUUUUGAACAGUCUUGGAGUGGAAAUGCUAGAAUGCAAUUACCCGGUCGGUCUGGUUCCUUUGGCAGUGGUCUUGUUAACAGAGAGCAGCCAAUGUUGCUUCCCUCGAGUGAUCCAAGUCCUUCUCGUGCACGAGAAGAGUCAUCCAGAAGAACAAAGGCUGCAAUGAAUGUAAGAGGAAAUGGCAGAAACUAAUCUCGGACUACAUGUACAAGUUCUUGAAGGCUUUAGUUGUAACCAAAGAGUAUUAUUAUUUACUUAGUUGCAUCGUUACUGUAACUGUAUGAUGACAGGAUUUGAGGGUUUUAUGAUAAUGUUAUAUGCAUGUUUGUGCUA
Eutrema salsugineum is the source of this 1257-nucleotide messenger RNA. RefSeq lists its product as uncharacterized. Bases 154 to 1116 code for a protein of 320 amino acids. The transcript has 7 exons. NCBI's taxonomy places the organism in Eukaryota, Viridiplantae, Streptophyta, Magnoliopsida, Brassicales, Brassicaceae. The record is from RefSeq and is a predicted model, not a curated record.